Molecule: messenger RNA, 14211 nt
Organism: Thyridium curvatum
Lineage: Eukaryota; Fungi; Ascomycota; Sordariomycetes; Thyridiales; Thyridiaceae
Exons: 2
Coding region: 1-14211 (4736 amino acids)
Biological process (GO): amino acid activation for nonribosomal peptide biosynthetic process; secondary metabolite biosynthetic process
Cellular component (GO): cytoplasm
Molecular function (GO): catalytic activity; phosphopantetheine binding
Source: RefSeq, a predicted model, not a curated record
AUGUCGCCCAACCGGGGGCCGGUCACCAAGCUCCGACCUCUGCAUACCCGCAUUGAGGACGAUGAAACUUCUCCGACGACUCAAUUGGGCUGGAAAAGCUCAUUAGCUUCAACAACAAGCCAGACGACGGUGCGGCAAGCUUUCGUGAGGCUUGUCAACCUGAUCGCCAUCGUCGAACCCGGCGAGGCGUUCUGCAUUGAGGACACUACACGUGGCGGUUAUAUCCUGGCUCACGCAGGCGACAGCACCCAGGACGGUAGCUCUACCUUUGUACAUUGCGGGGAGAAUCAUGUUGAUGUUCCUACCGACUUCUCAAUCGGGCCAGGAAAGGCCCUUCAACUUCAUGCCGCAGACGAUCAUGUGCGGCUGAUCGCAUUGGCUAGAGUAGUAUCUCAGCCAGGGCUAGAUUCCUUGGGUCAGAUGCUGCUGGACCUCAUUUUCGACCAUGAUCACCGCCACAGCAAAGGCUUUGCUCCAUGGACACAGCCUUCCAUCCUGAAUUAUCCUCCACAAGAACGACCAAUAUCAUUAUGGCCGGCCGAGAGCCAGGCGAGACAUCAGGCACUGCUACAUCAUUGGUUCGAAAAUAGAGUCAAGGACUGUCCACAGAGAGUGGCCUUGGAUUUCUUGACCAACUCUGAAAGUGGCACGAGGACACAAUAUACCUAUCAACAACUAUCAAAUGCUGCUACCGCACUAGCCACUAAGCUCUAUCACACGAGUCCCAAGUCAAACGCAACCAUAAAGACAGUAGCAGUGAGGAUUGGCCCGUCUCCUGAGCUCUACAUCAGCUAUCUCGCUGCUCUCAAGGCCGGCUUCUCUUUCUGCCCAAUACCCGUGGAUGCCCCCCAGGAGAGAAUCGAUACGCUGCUUGCCGACCUGAAGCCUGUAGUAGUCCUGGUGGGCGAGCCUGGUGGCCUCGAGACCGAGACAGAGACGACCAGCGUCACAGAAUUCCUCGAGGCGCGCAAUGUCGAACCCAAGCCGCUUCCUCCGAUUCCUACCACAGAGAACGACGCCGCAUAUGUAUUAUAUACCUCCGGGACUACAGGAACCCCCAAAGGUGUGGUAGUGAGCCAUCUCUCAGCCGCCUGUACCCUCACUUCUCUCAGCAAUCUCUACGGAUUCUGCUCGUCAGGCACACCAAACCCUGACCGUCCUGUUAGAUGGUUUCAGGGCGCAUCUCCAACAUUCGAUAUCUCUCUCUUCGAGAUAUUCUGGACCUUGAGCACGGGAUCAACACUAUGCUGUGCACCCAGACACCUUACCAUGCAGAAUAUUGACCAAGUCAUCACCACUCUCAAGGCCGACAUCACCAACGUCACCCCCAGUUUUGCGAGCCUGAUAGACCCAUCCUCACUACGCGGUCUUAUGGUCGGCGGCGAGGCACCCAAUACCCGGCUCCUUCAAGACUUUUCGCGCUACAACCCCUCGACAAGUGAUACUCGCUCAGUGCCACAGGGCAUCUACAACGGUUACGGCCCCACUGAAGUCACCAUCUACUCCCUCGCCCAGGAGCAUGUCCCCGGGAACCAGCGCGGCUCUAUCAUCGGCUCGCCACUCGCCACCUGCGGCGUCCUCAUCGUUGGCGAGCAGAGCUCUGAGCUUCAACCCGUCCCUAUGGGCGCUGCGGGAGAGCUGGUCCUUACGGGCCCCCAGGUCAGUAAGAUCGGCUACCUCAACCGCCCUGAGGAGACGGCGAAGGCCUUCCUCGACCACGACCAGUGGGGCCGCAUAUACAGGACCGGCGACCGUGCGCGUGUUGUAUGGAAUGAAGCCGGAGAACCCGUAGUUGAGUUCUUGGGUCGCAUAUCGGAUGCGCAGGUGAAACUGAGUGGUCGGCGUGUUGAGCUCGGUGAGAUCGAGAACGUUCUGGCGAGCAAGGCCCAAGGUGUACAGCAGACACUGGCGUGUGUGUGGAAAGCUCAGAGUGGUACAUCUGGCUCGGAGAGAGUGGUGAGUUUGGUCGUUGUCAAUCCAAAGAGUGCGCUGAGCUUUGAUGUGGUCCGAGAGCAAUGCAUGGAGGCAGCGCGGCGGCACCUGCCGGACUACAUGAGGCCAGUUCGGAUCUUUCAAGUCGAUGCACUGCCGCGAUCAGCCUCUGGCAAAGUGGACCGCAAGGCGGCGUCAGAGUACGUGCGCACAUCAUGGCAAGGGUUAGAAACUCGCGUGACUCGGGAUUCCGAAGCGGAGGUCUUGGACAGUGCUGAGGAUGCACACCUUGAGGCGGAGCUUGUCAAGAUUCUCUCCACCAUCAUCAGUAGCGACUCAACUUCCAAGAUCUCACUGACAGCAACAACACUCCUCGCCGAGACUGGCGUAGAUAGUCUCCACGCGAUGAGGCUGCUACGCGAGAUCAGAAGGCGCUGGCCAGACUGCAAGCAUCUGCAGCCUUCAUUAGCCUUGCUUCUCGACCCUGGAACCAGCAUACGAUCUGUAUUCUUCCCAUCGACCUCGACUGGAACAACCUGCAGCAGCCUAACCGUCGGUAGAGUCACAGCACAAAGGAGAGUUGCCGAAUUCGCCUCCCGCCACACAGCAGAAGCUCUUGAGAAACUGGGUGGGAUUGGCAACGAUGACAUUGAGAUGGUGCUGCCUGCGACAAGUACACAAAGCCAGUUGGCAGUGAGCUUUGGUAUAGACCGACGCAAUUAUAUCAGCUACACGGUCCUGCCACUUCAGGCCGACGCUUCCCUCGACGCGCUCGAGAAAGCAGUCACCUACACCCUGGAGGGACAGGCCAUCUAUAGAUGUGCUUUUGUGCCAUGCAACGACGAUCUCUCGCCGUUUGCCCAGGUUGUGCUGAAGCCUGAUGCGUACCGGAGGUGGACACGAGACAGUCCGAGGAUUGUGCGCCACCGUGGAGACGCUCGUGCAAGCAGUGCGCAAUACUGGACUGGGCUUGCUGAGCGGUAUCUGGACUUCGAGUCACAGAAGCUGUACCAAGUUCAGAUUGUCGAGCCGGACACUGAGUCUGGAGGACUACUUGUGAUUAGUGUGGCGCAUUGCCUCUGCGAUGGUGCAUCCCUCGACGUUCUCCUGAGGGAUAUUUCUAGACAGUAUGCAGGCUUGAGUCCCCUGCCACGGCUGUCCAUCAAAGACGUGAUCCUCGACUGGGCGUCGAAUGUCCACCCCGAAACGGACAGGCAUUGGAAAGACUCACUUAUCGGCUGGGAGACCGAGAGCUUCCACGCUUUGAGUGGCAACAAUCUUAAAUCGCCCGCACCGGGCGUGCCCGCCUAUUACGGCCACGCAGUAGUUCAGAUUGCCAGUGACCUUCAUUGGCAGAAGCUGGAGGCGCAUAGCAGGAUACUUGGCGCUUCUCCCCUCGCGGCUCUGCAGGCAGCUUGGUCCCUGCUUCUCCAGAUCUUCUCUGAAGCAAAUACAGGAGACGUUGUGUUUGGAAGUGUUCUUUCUGGUCAGCACGAGGCUGCUCAUGCACCUACUUUCUCGGUGGUCCCCUGUCGAGUCGCUCUGCCUGAUCGCCAGACUGUGCACGAGCUGCUCAGUAAUCUCAACAGCAGUUCUAGACUUGCUCUUUGUCGUCGUCACAUGUCCUUUGGUGUCUUUGAGGCUUUGCCAUACAACACGGCCUUGGCUCUUCAGACAUAUACCCCGCCUGAGGAUGGCUCAGAUGGGGCAAUGGCUCCUUGGACCGACGUGCUCAACCCAGCCAUCCGCUACGAUUUUGACGUCUUUGCCGAGGUGUUUCCGAGUGGUCCUCUUGUUGGCGGAAAGCGAAUCGACUCCAUGGUAUUCAAGAUCACAUACCGCGACGAUGCUCUCUCGGAAAUUUCGGCUCGGAUUAUCGUUAAACAGUUUGCGGCCAUGACUGCGGCACUGCUGACCUGCAAGGCCGAUGACCUAGUGCACUCCCUGCCCGCACGCCUACCCAGGAGUUUACUGUCUGCAGAAGGCUCCCUCCCUGUGCCCAUAGAAGAUUCCGCGGAGGAGGAAUGCCAGAAAAAAGGACGUGCCGAUGUCCUCCACGCUCAACUCGAGAAACAAGCAGAGGCCACACCAGAUCUCCUGGCCUUGAGCUUCUAUGCUGCUCUAGACGCGAAUCCUAUCGAGUUGACCUAUGCCGAGCUCGACGCCCGAGCCAACGGCCUGGCCAACAUUCUGCGAGAAGAAGACGUGGGUGUUAUCCCUAUCUGCAUGCACCGUAGUGUGGAGCUUUAUGUGUCCAUCUUGGCCAUUCUCAAAGCUGGCUCUGCCUGGUCACCCAUCGAUGAAACCUCUCCCAUCCAACGGCGAACUUCCCUAAUCGCCAGAACGCAGGGCAAGCUUCUGUUGACUAACACCGACUCUUAUCCUCUGGUGGAACCCUGUCUAGCUCACGAAAGUCUAGCUGGUGUGCGCGUUAUCCUCGUCGACCACUACGCUGACAAGAAGACGUCCGUGAGGGCCAAGCCGCGCCAAAGCAUUCUCGCCUCACGCCCUGCCAUCAGUGGCCAAGACCUUGCCUACCUUCUCUGGACCUCAGGCACGACGGGCGAGCCAAAGGGUGUCAUGAUCCAGCACUAUGCCGCUUCAAACGCCAUGCGCGACCUCCAAACCCGGGUGGAGCAUGACGACAGGACUGGGCAAGUGCGCACGUUGCAGCUGUCGGCCUACAGCUUCGACGUCUUCGUCCAAGACCUGUUUUACACAUGGGGCCUAGCCGGCAGCGUAAUCAGCGGCACACGCGAGCUUAUUCUAGGCACUUUUGCCGACUUUGUCAACAAGUCCCGUCCGACGCACGCUCAUCUCACCCCCUCCUUCGGCGCCAGCAUCAAUGUGGAGGAGAUCAGGGGUUCUACUCUUCAAUUCGUCACCUUUAUCGGUGAGAAGCUGACCGAGGACGUCGCCGAGGCAUGGGCCGCCCCGGGAGUCACCACCAAAGCGUACAAUACGUACGGCCCGGCUGAGAACGCCGUUGUCUCCACCAUGAGGCAGUUCUUCGGCAAAAGCCGUGAUGAGGCCAAAGCCGCCAAUGUGGGCUUUCCUCUAACCUCUUGCACAGCAUACGUCGUGCGUGAGGUCGCGGACCCGACCGAUGUGACGAAGAAGCGGUGGGAGCUUGUACCGCGCUACGGCGUCGGCGAGCUGGCGCUCGGCGGCGCGCAAGUUGCGAAGGGGUACCUGAACAACGAGGCCAAGACGACCAAGGCUUUCAUCCAGGGCGGGCCGGGCAUCGACGAGCGGAUCUAUCUCACUGGGGAUAUGGUGCGUCUGAACGACCAUGGCUUUGAGUUCCUGGGCCGCAAUGACGACUUGGUCAAGAUUACUGGCAUACGUAUCGAGCUGAGUGAGAUCAGUGCGGCCUGUGCUAGCAUCAAAAGCGAGGAGCCGGCUGUCGAGCAUGUUGAGACACUGUACUUGCCACGCCCGGGGGUCAGUGGCGGCGACGCUGACCACAAAGUUGUUGUCACUUUUGUUUCUGUCAAAAAGCAGGCAGUUGAUACAGCAAAGAUUCGAAUGCAGGUCCUCCAGAAAGCGAGGGAGAUGCUCCCGGCGUACAUGGUUCCUGGCCAUGUUGUUGUGCUAGACACCACUAUGCCGCGUACAGCUUCCAACAAGGUCGAUCGCAAGGUCUUGCAAGCCAUCUACAAUCUCGCAGACCUCAAUGUUCUGGCUGGCCGCGACGCUGCUGCUGGAGACGGCUCGGAUAUCAAGACUAUGUGGCCUAAAGAGCAGCUAUCGGUGCUCAAGACCAUCGCAGAGAACAACAGAAUGCAACUUGACAGCCUCAAUCCGAAUGACAGCUUAGCUGGGCUCGGCUUCAGCUCACUGCAGGUCACAAAGUUAGCCUGGGCAUUGCGACGUGAGAUGAAGUGCACCGUCGGUGUACUCGAGCUGAUGCGAUGCCAGACUCUUGGUGAGCUGGUCGAGGUGGUUCUGAAUUCUAUGAAGAAGGCGAAGAGUCUAAGAGAGCCGACGACUGAACAGACCCCGGAAACCUCAUGGGUGACUACUGUCAGAGAGACGCUGACAAAGAGUCUUCAUGGAGACGCGAGGCCAAAGAACACUUCCUACAUCCUUCCUGCUACACCAGUUCAGGAGUCGCUGCUCGUUGAGACGAUGAUUGGGGCAGAGGCAUACUGGUCCCACCGCCUUUUUGAUCUCGGCCACCUUGGUCAGAUUGAUGUCUCUCGUCUGAAAGAUUCAUGGACUGCUGCGGCCGCCCAACUUGAUAUCCUUCGGACGGUGUUUGUCCCGCUCUCGCAGUUGUCUGUACGUGAUGGACAGAAUAUGAGCAUUGGCCAGUGGGCUCGCCGUCACGGUGUGCAUGCCGUUGUGCUCCAGCUCGUUCUGGACCAGCCCAACAUUUACUGGACCACUGUUCAGCACGCGGAUGCUGAAAGCCUCGCUUCUCUCGCUCAAAAGGCACAAGUGAAACUCUCUCCCUUGGGAGGCGAUACGCCUAGACCUCCGUGGGCUGUUACAUUCUGCGAGAUUGAGAGCAAGGUGAUGCUGAGCAUGCACCAUUCCCUCCACGACGCCGAGUCAUCGCGCAUGAUUCUCAAAAUCGUUGCCAGCUUAUACCGCAAUCCAAUCCAGGCUAUAAGUAGCUCUCUCUCGAUGAGCAGGGGUAUGGAGUUAGGGUUAUUGCCUCCUAUCGCUCAGCGAGACAAGGCCUUCUCUGCGUGGUCUAGGCGUCUGCACAACCUAGUCGAAUCUGAUGGGGCCUUGAACGCGCCGUUCCCUGACCUGACGGGGUCCCGGCAAAAGCAGGAACGGACCAUUCGCUCUAUCAAGGCAACAAUCCCAAGAGAGCUGCUCAAGAAUGCAGCUGAUGCUCCUGAUCUACCCCGACUUGUGCAGUCUGCCUUUGGUUGUGUUCUGGCGGCAGUGCUUGAGCUGAAGACUGUCGUUCUCGGCCAAACUGUGACACAGAGAAUUUUGCACCCAGACCUUGCCCGGGUUGUCGGCCCGGCAAUGGCUACUCUGCCGGUCGUCAUUCGUGCACAUGCCACGAGCGCUCAAGAGCUCUGGGCUGAGAUGAGCCGCGAUGCUCUGUCUUUGGGCCAGAGUGCUCAUAGUCUACACCCGGUGGACAUCAAGAAGAUGAUCAAUGAGGGCAGUGGCGAUAGUAAUACUCCAUUCCCAGCGCUCUUUGUUUACCAUCCCGCUGGUGACGAUGAUCACGUUGAUGCCGGAGUGGAAAUGUUCCGUGAAGUUGGGCAGGCGCUACCACUAAACGUUGAACAUCCAAUGGCCUUGAACAUUUUUGAAGGUGAAAACAUUAUCGAGCUGACAGGCAACUCUCAGCGUAUCUCGCAGCCUAUGCUAGAGCUCAUGCUGGAUCAGAUUCUCGCCCAGGCUUGCGCCAUGUUGGAGCAUCCUGAGGUGCCGCUUCUUCGACUGAGCAAUUACAUGGAUCGCCAGCUUGUGUCUACGGUUGGUGAGCAUGCUGACCUCGUGGGCACGGCAAUUGUGAGAAAUCCAGCGGAUCUGGUGUCCAAACAAGCGGCUGAGCACCCUGACUGGAUUGCAGUCGAGGAGAUCUUUUUGGACAAUGGGGAAGAUGGCGAAGACAAAAUUACCACCAGCACCAUUACGUAUCGCGAAUUUCAGGUGCUUGUCAACGCUAUUGCCUCCAAGCUGAUCAGUCACGAAGCGAGGCUUAAGCCUGACGAUGUUGUCGCGUUGUAUCUUGACCGAGAUACCAAAUCCAUGGCAGCUAUAUUGGCCAUUUUCAAGCCUGGAUACAUCUAUCUGCCUAUCGACGGGGAUCUCCCUGCAGCUCGCAAGCAGCUCCUUAUCCGUGAUGCCAAUGCCAAGCUCGUCAUUUCGACAGAAAGCCUAGUCGGCGAUCUGGAUCUCGAUAUAAGCAGCACUCCGGCAGUCCUCCUACCUGAAGGCGGCGAUGAGCUCAAUAUAAUUCUUUCCUGGCCUUGUACCAUCACCAAUGAUUCUGUCAAAACCGGGGAUGGGGGUUACCUCCUCUACACAUCAGGCUCGACUGGCCAGCCCAAGGGAGUACGGGUGACCAACGAGAACCUCCUGCACUUCAUUUCCGCCAUGACGCAGCGUCUCAUCGAGGCCAACGCAGACACAGCCAAGCUAGGCGGCGUGGGUAAAUACCUGAACGUCGCAUCCCGCGCAUUCGAUACCCACCUCACCUCCAUGCUUGCGCCCUGGCACCUCGGCUUCCGCUCUGCCAUCGGCAAGGACCGCAACGGCAUCUUUGCAAGCUUGCAGCAGGUCAUCAACGAAGUCCAGAUCACGCACAUGGGCUCCGUUCCCUCCGUGCUAUUCCAGCUGGGCCUCCGCCUCAAGGACGUCCCCUCGAUGCGAGUGCUGACUUUUGGCGGCGAGAAGGCGUCCCAUGAGCUGUUUGAACAAUUGAACACUGGUAGCCCCAAGGCAGCGCUGAUGAAUUUCUAUGGGCCGACUGAGGCUACCGUGGGGUGCUUGAGUCACAUAGUCGGGCACCACUCCAACGCUCGUAACUUGGGACUGCCGCUGCCCGGCUUGGAAGCUCUUCUCCUAGUUCAGGGAGAGGGUGAUGAGCAAGUUCUUGCCCGCAAGGGUCAGCCCGGAGAGUUCUGCAUUGCUGGCCCACAGGUAGCUGUGGGUUAUCUCAAUAGACCUGAGGAGAACGCAAAGGGCUUCCAGUAUACUACAUUGCUGGGGGUUGGUAAGAAACGCAUCUACAGGACCGGAGAUAUCAUGAGGAUGAUGCACGAUGGUACAGUUGAGUUCCUCGGCAGAAGAGAUCAACAGACCAAGAUCCGCGGUCAGCGUUUCGAACUCGGCGAGGUUGAGGCAUUCAUCAAGAAGACUGUUGCAGAGCAAGGAGCUCUCGACGUGGCUGCGGCUGUUGUUGAACAACGACUCUUCGGAUUCUUGGCGCGCAAAACACACACAAUGUUAAAGGCCGAAUUUGAGGCCGAGCCUGAAGUGCUGUCUCAACAGAGCCAAGCUUUGCAGGCUGUAGCCAUAUCCGUGGAGAAGGAAUGUCAGCAAAGGCUCCCAGCUUUCAUGGUUCCCGAAAUGGUGUGGGUUUCUAAGAUCCCCUAUCUUGCAGCAUCCGGUAAGGUCGACACCAAGCUCCUCAUCAAACUGGCCAGGGACUUUACAGCCCUCCAGGAAAGUCCCCUGGCUCCUAGUAGCCAAGCUACCUCAAGGACUACUCCAUUGAGCGGAGCAGAGGCAGAGGUCAUUGCGGCGCUUGAAGAGGUCAUGGGCAACAAGGUUGUCGCUACUCCAGCCAGCGCCAUUCACAGUCUAGGCAUCGACAGCCUCUCGGGAAUGCAUCUAGUAGCGGUCCUCAAACGGCGGGGCUUCGCAAAAAUUACACUUGCGGACUUGCUCUCUCCUUUUUGCUCCAUAGGAUCCCUCGCCCGAGCAGCCGGAUCUGAUGUGACUUUCGACAAGCUAUUAACUCCCCCUGGAACCCCGCCGGAGGAACCGAGCUUAGAUGACCUCGGACCCAGUGCCAACCACCUCAAAGGUGCCAAUGUCGCUGCUGUUCUCCGUUGUUUGCCCCUUCAAGCACCAUUGGUUGCUUUGUCUCUCAAUUGGCUUGGGUCAGAGGGAGAGACCUUGGAGGUUCCCUACGUGACGCAUUUCAAUUUCGAACUUGCGCCCGGAACGAACAUGGUUCAAUGGAAGGAGGCCGCUGCACGAGUAGUCUCCUCGGAAGCAAUGUUGCGGACUUGCUUUAUUCAACGCGAGCAGGAUGGCCAGAUAUUCCAGGUUGUGCUGGAGUCGCCUCCCUCGCCAUUUGAUAGGGGAGAGGACUCCGCUGCCGCAAUUGUUGCCCAUAUGAGCUCCCGACCUCCCGUACGGCUUCAAAUCCACAAAGACCGACCAUCUGGCAAGAUUAUCGCCUCAAUAAAGCUGCACCACGCUCUGUAUGAUGGGGUGGCUAUGGCUACGCUAAGGAAUAAGAUGGAACAAGCUUACGCGGAUGGUCAUCCAACCGCUGCGUCUGGAGCCCGGAGUCUCUUCACUCUGCAAAGUCUUGCGAACCAUUGUGAUCUUGCCGACCAAGAGAUCCAAGUCCUCAGAAGCGCAUGGCAAGCCAGACUGCACGGUAUGCAGCCGUGCCGCAUCGGGAAAGAUGCCGACCAAGACGGGAAUUAUGCCAUGGCUCGUGCAACUCGUUGUCUUGCCUACACAUCUGCAGAACUCCAGACUAGGCUGAAGCUGAAGGGAGGGAAUAUUUCCGCUUCUACGGCCUUCCAGCUUGCUACCACUCUCUGUCUGGCAUAUUUGACCAAGAAGCCAUCCAUCGUCUACGGAUUUACCAAGUCCCUCAGACCUCUUCUGAGUCACGUUGCUGAAGGCGUCGAUGGGUUUGUCGGGCCCUGCCUCAACACAGUUGUUCACGCAGUUGCUCUUGGAAGCGGAAGCGAAACGCUGCCUCGCUUGGCUGAGCGGGUUCACCAGAGCCACGCAGAUGCUUGCCAGGGCAAAAUGCCCCUCGUAACUGCCGACAUGAUCCAGCGCUGGGCUGGCCUCAAGGAGAAGUUGUUUGACAGCCUUCUCACUAUCAAUGUUGUCCCUACAGAUGGCGAGUCGGUCAACCGAGAGAUCACGCCGGGUGCCAUGAUUCCUCUGCCGGGCAAGUCCAGGAUUGACAUGGCUUUGACUAUCGAUAUCGAUCUACACUCUGACGGUAAGAUUGACUUGAUGCUCUCGUCCGCUGGUUUUCUCAACGCGGCACAGCUUCAGGACCUUGGUAUCUUGUUUGAGAAGGUCGUUGCGGAGGCUGCGAACAAGUCUGCUACGGUUGAGCAGUUUGUAUCUGUCAACUAUGACACAAACUACGGCCCCACGCCCGAUGACGCGUACAUAUCAGCGGAACCCAAACCCACUGGCAAGGACUUCGAAGCUGCUCUGGCUUGCGUGAAGUCCACUGCCUGCCGCCUCCUACACUUAGACGAGCGUGAGCUCAACGCCAAGAGUCCCGAGUCAACGUCCCUUUACCAGCUUGGUCUUGAUUCCAUUAACGUUCUUCCCUUCAUAAAGCUCAUCAACAAGUCUCAGGGGGUUAAGAUCACUCCCAACGCUGUGAUACGGGCUCGUACCUUACAAGGUGUGGCUUCCCUUGUUGACAAGGCAAGGAGCAGGAGCGACGUCCCCGGCACCAUUAAGGCUGAAAGCAAUGCUCAGGUCGGCAACUCCAACAGUCACUUGCUGCCUUAUGAACAGACCUUGCAGCAGGUAGCUGGCGAUCUCCUUUUCAUAGCCACGCCCCUCCAGGAGGGCAUGCUGAGCGCAUCAAUGGCCUUCGCCGACCAGGCCUACAUGUACACUCACGCAAUGCAGUUAUCUCAGGCUGCUAUGAAACAGGAUACUCCUACUUUCGAAUUGUUUUUCAUCGCCGUCAACGACACCGUGCAAGCCUGCGAGAUCCUUCGGACCCGCUUCAUUUUCACCAAUCGUGAUGAUGCCCCAUGGGUCGGUGUCAUUUCGCCCACGGAACAGAGCGACCUUGUCAACUGGUCCGUCUCCAAGAGAGGUGCUGUGCAGCUCAAGAUCCACCACGCUCUGUACGAUGCACAGUCCAUCCGAGCAAUCUGGCAGCUUCUUCACGAAAACUACGCCAAGCGCCUCGCAGGUCAUGGCGAGGGCCGAGAUGAGCAGCCACCCGCACGGUAUCUUUUCCGGCCACUUGCUAAGGCAUUUGCAAUGGUGCAGAAAAGUGCCGUCACUUUCUGGACGAAGACCGUGCAAGACUACACGUAUACGCCCGUCGUGCUCUCUGAAGAAUCCCUGCAUGCUUCGUCUUCAUUUUACUUUUGCUUGGACGCCGCAGAUAUGUCCAGCUUGCAGACUAAGUGCAGAACGGCCAAUGUAACACCUAAAGCGGCCAUGCAACUUGCGUGGGCUAAAGUCCUCUGCGAGUCUCUGUACAAGCAAGCAGAUAUAGUCUUCGGUGAGGUCAUCACCGCGAGCAGUGAUGACGAUGACAAUCUUGUGAUGGGCCCGACGAUCAACACCGUCCCCGUCCGCGUCAAAUUGGCUCGCCAGCAGAGCACCAUGGCCAUUGAAAAGGCCCUAUCUGACCUGCAGGCACUGAGCGAUAACGCAAGAGGCUCUAAUGGGAUGGCAUCCUUGCGAGCUGUGCAGACAGCCUGGCGGUCGACGAGAGCUGGCGCUGCCAACACGUCCGCCGGUCUCUUUCAGAGCUUGUUUGUAUAUGAUGGCAUGAUCGAGUCUGACGGUAACAGGACUUCGCCAGAACUUCUUAUCCCUGCUCAAGCUCAGACACAAGAUGAUUCGAAGACUGGAGGGGGGAGUCCUGCGUACGACGACUAUCCCCUUAUCGUCAGUUUUCGCAUUAAGGAUGGCGCCUUGCACGGUGCACUGAGGGCCAAGGUCAGCAGCGAGGAAGCGUUCUACUUGGGCAAGCAGCUUGAAGCGGCCUUGCGAUACAUCGUACUGGAGGAACUGCACAAUCCGGCUCUCGAGGCUUCUCAUACAUAUCCAACUGCGACUCCCAAACACGAGCCACAUAGACACGGAGAGACCGGUCUCAACGAGGGUGGGAAUAGCGUGGAAGUAGGUGGAUCGACAGAGAAGAGAGAUGCUGUUCUGGCACUUGUCAAGAGGAUUGUAGGAGACAAGAUUCGAGGGAAGAAGAUCGAUCACAACACCAAGCUUGUGAACGUUGGCUUGGACUCUAUUUCGGCUAUUCGGUUCUCCAAGAUCUUGAACAAACAACUAGGCAUUCACGUCAGUGUUUUCGAGAUCAUCAGAGGUGCUAGCGUCCGGGACAUCGCGAAGAAGUCCGGACCAGUCGAGAAGAGCACUGCUCAGAAGCCGAAGGGGCAAUUGGCACUACAAGGCAGGCAGCUCAAGAAGUCGGUAGCCGAGAAGCUCGACUUGGCAGAAGCACAAAUCAAGUCCGUCGUACCUGUUCUGCCAGGCCAGCGACACACCCUACAGCAAUGGAUCCAAAGCGGGAAAAGGUUCUUUGAAGCUCCUUGGGUGUACCGAGUCGACGAGGAAUCGAUUGAUGUAGACAAGGUAAAAACCUUUUGGGAAGCACUUUGCAACGCACAUGAGGUGCUACGAACAACCUUUGUAUACACGGAGGGGCCUUCGGACUUAAUCCAGGUCACGCUCGAUGAGAGGGUUUCUGCAGCUACCCGCUUCUUGGGGGUCCACGACAACAAAAUCUCCAUUCAGGACUUGAUUAGCCAGCACGUCCGCGAGGGCAACUCAACACCUUCCGAUCUCAAGGAACCUCCAGCUCGUCUCUCCUUCAUCCACGCUUCUAACGGGAAGGCAGUCGUCCUUCGCGUGCACCAUGCGCUAUAUGAUGCGUGGAGCAUCAAGAUGAUUCAGAAAGACCUUGUUGCAUUGUUCAAUUCUGAAAUGCUGCCUGUCUAUCCCUCUGUCGAGUCUGCCAUGCAGAACAUCAAUUCAUUCAGACAGCCUGGCGCCGAACAAACAUACUGGAAGCAGCAUUUGGCCUCAGCACAAGAUACAAUCAUCCAGUCCGAAGUCGCGGUAUCUGAUGCCAGAAAGGCUCCCAUGGGACCACACUUCAAGGCAACCUACGCAGACCUCUUGCCACAAAGCAUUGCCGAUAUACUCAACGGCGCCAUCAGCAACAAGGCUCGCACCUCUGCCGCGCUCAUUGCGGCCUAUGGUCGGACGCUCGGAAAGCUCACAGGUCGUUCCCAGCCCACCUUCGGAGUGAAUUAUUCUUCACGCUCGUUAUCUUCCGCCGAUGGUGAACACACCCUUGAUCUCACGGGCGUGAGCAUCCCGACCAUGACCGUGGUACCACUCAGUCUCAACCUACCGGCCCUGCCGGGGCAACAACUGCUCGACGCGGUCCAAGACCACCUGGCCCAGCUCGCUCGCUUCGCCCAGGCAGACGGCCUGCACAGAUUGUCGCCCAGAUACAACUCCUACAUCAACAUUCUUUACUCGGAGGAGAGCGUCGAUCUGCAAUCGAGACACACCGAACAGGCCGAUAUCCUACAACGACACAAAAUGGGAGAACCGCUUGCUUCCGAUUACUUCACCAAAACUACGCCGUCAUUCAUUGAAUCGACCAUCGAUGGCCUGGACACAUCUUCUAUGCAUGAUCAGCAGCUCUAUUUCAACAUCUUGGUCCGCCAGAACGGGAACGUCACCAUUAAUGUGAGCGGUGACAAGGACCUUUUGCGUGGUGAUCAGAGUCUGGUCACUAGGCUCGUGGAAGAGUUCGGGGCGGAGCUGGUCGAGUUGAUUAAACAUCAGUAUGUUGUAUUCUAA